UCCACAAAUAACAUAUUUUUAUAGAAAAAUUUAGUGUCGGGUCAUAUAUAACGAAGUGCCUCUGAGUGUAGUAUACUCAGUGAUGAAACGAAACCACAAGACUUUACACAAGCGAGGUUUUACCAAAGUAUAAAAUGGCUGCAAAUGAGUUGUGUACAACUAUAUCUGUGCAGAUGGGCACCUUAACAAAUAUCUGUUCAAUGUUUAGAUCUGCGCGAUUUUGUGAAAAAAGAUAAAGGUGAAUCGUAACCACAUGGAAAUUCCAUUAUUUUCAUAAUAAUACACUGGGGCAGUACUGUGUAAAGUCAAUGCCGUAGGGAAGGCUAACCAGUAAUUGUGCAAAGAAUCUGAUUUAUCUGAGUCUUAUUUAUAUAAAGGCAGUGCUGACAUGUGCGUAUUGGUUCAUUAAUGAAUUAAUACAGUACACCCCAAUUAAAUGAUACAUAAACGUUAAAUAAAAAAAGCAAUCAAAAAUAAAGCCCUAAGUUUGAGCAUAAACAUAAACCUGAAACGUUCAGACAUUUCAAAAAUUAAGCACUCCAUCACCAUCUUGCGAAAACGGUGAACAAUGUCGUCACAAGAUUGAUCCUUAUAAUUAGGUGUUAUUGAACAAGUAGGAUCUACGGGUUCCAAAGUUUACAUAGAGGUGACAGUAGAACGGAAAAUGGUAUUACAGGAUUUUAAAUUGUUUUGUACAGUUUUGUGGCGCGGCGACCUAUUGGAUUUCAAUCCGUCGUAUUGAAUGAUUGGAUCUUUUGCAUGUAGAAAGAUGAAUAAAUCACCAUCGUUUGUACAACAGUCGUGUGCAAAACCUAGGAUGUAGAGUCGAGAACUGUCAAUACAGAUGGCGGGCGUAUCAAGAUUGACUAGGUAAAAGAUUUUGCAAUGCUCGGAACCGUGUAGAAUUGGGCCUUUUACAUGGGGUGUUUUUCUUCGGUUUAAACCAUGAGUGUCGGAUCGCUUGCACAUAAAUAGAAGUAUCCAUUGUUUCAAAGAAAUAUCUGUCAUCAUUCUAGGUAGUAAAUUCGCUAUUGUAUUUUAUUAUCAGAUUUUUAUGUUUCUUGUACGUUUAAAUAUGGUGCAGUGAAAUUUUUUUUGUUAGCUCAAAUCCAGCACUUAAGAGUGAUCGGAUCUCUUAUAACAUACGCGUGUAAUAAUCAGUGGUGGCAACGCUCUAAAUGAUGACAAUAUGUUAUUUAUUAAGGUGUCUGUGGAACAUCAAAGGUCAGAAAAUAUCGCCGCUUUGUUCCGAACACUAGAGAAAUUGAGUAAAGGGGGCAUUUACAUGGGUCGCUGAACUUCAGACCGAAAAAUUAACAACCAUGAGUGUCGAGAUCAAUUGCACAUGAGAGAAAUAUGUAUCUUCUGGUAAACGUCCUCUCAUGAGGGUCGAUCUAAUUACCCCUAAGACACCCCACCCCAGACUACCCCCAAGACUUUCACCAAAGACACACCAACGCAACUAUUGUGCAAAUAGAAUUAGUUAAAUGUAUAUUAAAAGUUGAAUUCUAUAUUAUUAUCCCGUCAGUGAUUAUCUAGCAAUUCAUCAGCUAUGUUGUCAGAUUGAUUGCAUUUGCUGGUUUGCCGGUCUUUCUGUUUACUAUGACAUUUUACAUUCUUCAUAACUUUAAAAUCACGAGCGCAAUCCGUUGAAUCGUCUUUCUUCAAACGAUCGAAAACUUGUUUUGGUUUGUCAUUCUCAUUCAGCUGUUUUAGCUUGCCCAUCGUCUUUGGACUUGUUCGUAUGAACGUUUGUUCCAGCCGUGCAUUACCAUGAGGUUGAGAUUCAAUAGAAUAAUUUACCUGGUAUUCAUAAAAUGCAACGCCCACGUAAGGUGGAUCAAACUUCUUCAUGAAGUAGGAAACACGUUUCUUUUUUAAAAGUUGGUUCUCUUUCUAACUGAGUAUAAUAGUUGCUUAAGAUAUUAACUUUGUCGUUCGACUAUUGAUUUUGAAGUUAUCCAUAGUAUACCUUUCCUAAGGACCUAUUUGGGGACCUUUUUACACUGUAUUUGCCAUUUUUAGAUUCUGCACUUUUCAAGUUUCCAUUCUCUUCAAGGACAAACGUUGGCUUCACUGUGUUUCCCUUUUAGCUUCCCAUAUCCCAAUAUCUUCUUUCGCCAAGUAUAUGACUUUUAGAACAUGCAACGAAUAUAACUUGUAUCUUUUUCAUUUACGGGCGUCAUUUAACGAUAUUAUUGCAUGUAUUAUUAUUUAAACUUUAUGACUUAUGUGACAUAAAAAAUACAACAAAAAAAUGAAAGUAAGUUUUAGUAACGAGUCAUAUUUGGUAUAUUCUGUGCUCCGCAGAUAUGACUUUUAUAGAACGUAAAGAAAAGUAAAUAAAAAUAUAAUCCAAUAUAUGGUAUUUUAUAAACUUAUUUUAUUUUAGAUUUAGAUAUCUAUAUCUUUUCUUCACAGUUUUUCCUUCUCAUUAUUCAUUUCCUUGAUUAGCACCAGAACAUUUUGCAUCAGAUUAGAAACAUCAGCUUCUUGGCGUACCGGUAAUUAAAUUGACAGAGUUUAGCUUUUCUUACCGGACUGACCACACGGCCUUUAUCAAGGUUUUGCACGAAAACGAAAUUUCGCUAGACGCUGCCUUAAAAUGCAGGCUAAUCAAAGGAAAGAUGCAGACAAACUGUUUUCGAGUUAUAUGCAAUAUGCACAAAGUAAAAGGCCAGAUAUUGCGGCUAUAGAGGAUCCAGUCAAAAGAGGAGAUGAACUUUUGAAAUGGAUGGAAGAAAUGGAAGAGCCAGAAAAGCUAUUAUUUGAUUUCUGUGGUGACAACCCAAAUAACAAUGUUAAAGUGUUGAGAGACAAAUCUAAACAAGAUGCUGAAGAUGCUCUAAAAAGAAUGGAUGAAGUGAAACAUCUACCAAUAGAAGAUACGAUCUGGCUGAUAGAUGAAAUGAUGGAUUUGAAAGAUGAGGAUGGACAAUCUAUCAGAGCUCUGUCAGUCAGUGACAAGAAGAACUAUAUACUUGGUGCAACAACGGAAAUUGCAAACGAGAAGUCAUUUGUGAAUCAUUGUAGAGAAUUAUUGUGUGUAUGUACGCUUCACCCGAUGGUCGGUCUCCCUAGAAGACCAUUGAAAGUGACCUUCAAAGAUCCAGUAUUAACAGAAAAAGCCGUUGGUUUGAACGUAUCAGAUUUGGGUAUCACAUAUAUGUAUGCAGGGAUAGAACAAAUAGCUGAGUCUGAACCAAUCAGAAUGAGAGAAUGUAGCUUGUGCCGCCUACGAGGAUCUAAAGACCUUUUCAAAAAAUGUUCAUCCUGCCAAGCUGUACUAUACUGUUCUAAGGAAUGUCAGAAGAAAGACUGGUCUCAGAAAGGACAGCUAGCUGCUCACUGUCACAAGAACUGGUGUAAGAAGAUGAAAACCUACAUGUCUAAAUCUGACCAACUUAAACAGUUCCCAUUUACCUUUGCACAAGAGACCACAUGUGAAGACUUUGAUGGUAUCAGAUAUAGAGAGUUUUUAAAGAAGAAUGGUGUGGUUGGAGAAGGUGGCUGGCGUCGGGAAUGUCUGUCAGCUAGCAAGCAAUAUAAAGAUUGUCCAUGCCUCGUUCCUUUUGGUGAACUACCAAAAACAAAUGAUUUGGUGAUAUUACCGGUAGAGUCCACCAUAUUGGAAGAGCAGCCUGACAAAGUGGUAGAAGGUAUAAAUAAUUGGGAAUCCUACUACAAGUGGAGGGGUUUCAGGUUGGAUUCCCCAAUUGCUGUCCUAUUGCAUUGGCCUCUUACCAUAUUCUACAUCAUCAAAUACUGCUUACCUAAUGACAAUGCAGCUUGGUGGGAAGAUUUAGAUGAAGGAAACAUUCUAGUGGACAUUGUUGGUGUUGAAAGAGAAGUGGAAAUACUUGCAAUAUUUAAGGAGCUUGGAUACUUGUUACCAGACUGUACGUUAGACAUACAGAUGUAUGGAAAUGAAAUCUCUAAAGAAGUAGAUGGAGAAGUUUAUGAAGAAAACAAUGUAAAGAUAGAAGUGAUUCGAGGAUUAUAUCACAGAAAAUCAUCUACAGCACGUAAACCUCAUGUUGUCAUUGGGUUCAAUGCAGGUCUAGGAGCUUAUCAGUAUUGGUCACAAACUUUAGUGAAAUUAAGGACACAGAAGACCCCGGCUUAUUUCACUGACUACUGUCAGUACAGUUGUGAAUGUGCUCGCAGCCCGGUUGAAGGGCUUGGACUAGGAACCGUUUCCGAUCCAAUCAUCAACCCAUUCAGAAGUCCCAUUAGAAAACUAGCCGCGGAGAAUGACAUGCCCUGGUACAGCAAUGGCUUUAUAUAUCACCUCCUCUACCCUUGAUGUUGAAAUAAUACUCACUUUUAUAUUACAUGGUGCUAUAAGUUACAAGCUACAUGUGUAGCAACAAAUGUUUUAAGAAAGCUGUUGAUUUGUGUUGAAAUGAACGGGCACAAUUAUUCAUUCAUUCCAACAUGGAUUGCAUUCUUUUCCUCGUUGGACAAGAAAGGAGAUCUGAAGUGCAUUUCACUGCAAUUAUUUCAGGAUAAUUAAAAAAGGAAUGCCCUCAUAUCUUAUGACAUAUAUAAGAUAACAUGUUAGUUGAUAUAAGACACUAAGUAAAUUACUAGUCCACUAAAGGGUGGUAUUUCAAGUCUUUAUCAUAGCCUAUUACCGAAAUGUUGUUAGCUCACCAGAGCCAAAGGCUCGGUGAGCUAUUAGUAUCAAAGAGGGAUGCUCCGGCGUCCAUCGUCCGUCGUCAUGCGUCAACAAUCGUCUUCUUCUCUGAAACUACUAAGCAGAUUUACUUCAAAUUUGCUCUGUAGCAUCCUUGUGACAGUCACAUUUCAAUUUGCUCAUGUCAUUCCAAUUGGCCCAUUUUAGGGGCCACUAAAGCUAAAAAUAGAAAAACCUUUAAACAUCUUCUUCUACAGAACUAAUUGAUGGAUGAUCACCAAACUUUGUCUGUAGCAUUCUUGGGUAGUUUUUUAUCAAGUUUGUUCAUAUGAAUUUGAUUGGCCCCUUUUAGGGGUCUCUAGGGCUAAAAAAAGAAAAACCUUUAAACAUCUUCUUCUUCAGAACUAAUGGAUGGAUGAUCCUCAUACUUUGCCUGUAGCAUUCUUGGGUAGUCUUUCAAUUUGCUCAUAUGAAUUUGAUUGGCCCCUUUUAGGGGCCACUAAAGGUAAAAAUAGAAAAACCUUUAAAUGUCUAUUUCUACAGAACUAAUUGAUGGAUGAUCACCAAGCUUUGUCUGUAGCAUUCUUAGGUAGUCUUUUAUCAAGUUUGCUAACAUUAUUUUGAUUGGCCCCUUUUAGGGGUCUCUGGGGCUAAAAAUAGAAAUACCUUUAAACAUCUUCUCCUACAGUACUAAUUGAUGGAUGAUCACCAAACUUUGUCUGUAGCAUUCUCGGGUAGUGUUUUAUCAAGUUUGCUCAUAUUAAUUUGAUUGGCCCCUUUUAGGGGCCACUAAAGCUAAAAAUAGAAAUACUGUUAAAUGUCUAUUUCUAGAGAACUAAUCAAUGGAUGAUCACCAAACUUUGUCUGUAGCAUUCUUGGGUAGUUUUUAAUCAAGUUUGCUAAUAUUAUUUUGAUUGGCCCCUUUAAGGGGCCGCAAAAGCUAAAAUUAGAAAUACCUUUAAAUGUCUACUUCUACAGAACAAAUUGAUGGAUGAUCAACAAAGUUUGUCUCUAGCAUUCUUGGGUAGUCUGUUAUCAAGUUUGCAGCAUUGUUCAUAUUAAUUUGAUUGGCCCCAUUCAGGGGCCGCUUAAGCUAAAAAAAGAAAAACCUUUAAACAUCUUCUUCUACAGAACAAAUUGAUGGAUGAUCAACAAAGUUUGUCUCUAGCAUUCUUGGGUAGUCUGUUAUCAAGUUUGCAGCAUUGCUCAUAUUAAUUUGAUUGGCCCCUAAAUACCGCUUAAGCUAAAAAUAGAAAAACCUUUAAACAUCUUCUACUUCAGAACUAAUUGAUGGAUGAUCACCAAACUUUGUCUGUAGCAUUCUUUGGUAGUCUUUUAUCAAGUUUGCUCAUAUGAAUUUGAUUGGCCCCUUUUAGGGGCCGCUAAAGCUAAAAGUAGAAAUACCUUUAAACAUCUUCUUCUACAGAACUAAUUAAUGGAUGAACACCAAACUUUGUCUGUAGCAUUUUUGGGUAAUCUUUUUUCGAGUUUGCUCACAUUAAUUUGAUUGGCCCCUU
Molecule: messenger RNA, 6156 nt
Organism: Ruditapes philippinarum (Manila clam)
Lineage: Eukaryota; Metazoa; Mollusca; Bivalvia; Venerida; Veneridae
Product: zinc finger MYND domain-containing protein 15-like
Exons: 12
Coding region: 2606-4306 (566 amino acids)
Biological process (GO): negative regulation of DNA-templated transcription
Molecular function (GO): histone deacetylase binding
Source: RefSeq, a predicted model, not a curated record